AUGGAAAAGAAACUUCAAGCAAAAGAUGAAGUCAUUGAAGCAAAAGACAAAAACAUUCAGAAAAGAAUACCACGUUCGGUACCAAAAGGAAAGGAAAAGAACUAUAAGUAUAUGAUUUAUACUGAAGAGAUGGAAAAUGAAGAAGAUAAAGAUAUGGUUAUGUUGCAUUUAGUCAGAAGAAACAACAAAAGCUUUUACGACCUUGCUAAGAUUUACAAAUCUGACAGAAAUUGGUUCUAUCGCGAAAACUUACCGAUUUCAAUGACUCCAAAUGAAGAUGUGAAACAAAUAGUUCAAGAUACGUUACCUCAAACACACUAUGAUAUGAAAGGUUGUACAAUACUUACAUUCAAAGAAGACUUGCCAUUGUUAAAGGAAAAAAUAACAGAGUAUUUUGACAACUUCAAACAAGUAGAGUAA
This is a messenger RNA of Trichomonas vaginalis G3, 420 nucleotides long. RefSeq lists its product as uncharacterized. The coding region runs from base 1 to 420 and encodes 139 amino acids. The record is from RefSeq and is a predicted model, not a curated record. The transcript has a single exon. Lineage: Eukaryota; Parabasalia; Trichomonadida; Trichomonadidae.